AUGGAGGACUACAAGUUCUUCCAGCACUGCGAGGCAAUCAACUCUGAGCUGCAGGAUGACGACUUCAUCAACACCAACCCAACAACACAUGAGCUCCACGUGUCUGCCGCCGCCGCCGCCGGAGAAUCCCUUUCCAGCCUCCUCCAGCCAUCCUUCUCCUCCGAGAGCUACUCCUCUGCCACCUUCCACCACCAUCACACAGCCACCCUUCCAAACGUCGCCGUUUCCACCGUGGUCCCCGCAACCGGAAGCGGCUCUUCCAUGAACGAAACCUACGAUCACCACCACAGCUGCCGGCCGACAAAGCAGCAGAAGAAGACCAACAGCUGGAGCUCCAGCGUGACCACCGACAACCUCCACCACCACCACAUCGAUUUCUCUUCAUCCCACUCCUCUCAAAUGCUGUCCUUCGACAACUCCAACACCAACUCCAACUCCACCUCUUCUUCUUCCCUCCAGCUGCCUUUCUCCAGAAACUUGAACAACACGGCGACGAAGCCCAAAGACGAGGAGGCGGCUGACUUGCUUUUCCACCCUCCGAUCAGCAACAGCUACAACCACCACCACCUUGCCGACCCUUUCGAGAACACCGUCUACGCUCCAAAGUAUAUGAUCAAGACUCGCCCCGUUUCGUCCAUGGCCACCACCACCAGAAGCCCUUCCCACGCUCAGGACCACAUCUUGGCCGAGAGGAAGCGCAGGGAGAAGCUCAGCCAGAGGUUCAUUGCUCUCUCUUCCAUUGUUCCUGGCCUCAAGAAGAUGGACAAAGCUUCGGUGCUGGGAGACGCGAUAAAGUACGUGAAGCAUCUCCAGGAGAAGAUCAAACAGCUGGAGGAGCAGACCAAGAAGAGAACCGUGGAGUCGGUGGUUCUCGUCAAGAGAUACCAGCUUCCUGCCGACGACGACUCGAAUUCCUCUUCCAACGACGACGACGACGACAGCAAAAGCAAAGUUGAGAAGGCCGGAUGUUGCUCGGACUCGACGCUGCCGGAGAUCGAAGCGAGGGCGUCGGAGAGGGACGUCAUGAUCCGCAUCCACUGCGAGAAGCAGCCUGGCGUGCUCGCCAAGGUCCUGACCGAGGUCGAGUCUCUGCAUCUGUCCAUCGUCAAUAGCAGCGUGCUGCCGUUCGGCAACUCCACCCUCGACAUCACCAUCGUGGCUCAGAUGGAUGGUGAGUUCUCCGUGACAGUGAUAGAGCUGGUGAAAAAUCUGAGGCUGGCGUUUCUCAAGUUCAUCUGA
This is a messenger RNA of Linum trigynum, 1239 nucleotides long. Lineage: Eukaryota; Viridiplantae; Streptophyta; Magnoliopsida; Malpighiales; Linaceae. The record is from the annotation of a GenBank genome assembly.